Molecule: messenger RNA, 1804 nt
Organism: Drosophila obscura
Lineage: Eukaryota; Metazoa; Arthropoda; Insecta; Diptera; Drosophilidae
Product: fatty-acid amide hydrolase 2
Exons: 1
Coding region: 92-1669 (525 amino acids)
Source: RefSeq, a predicted model, not a curated record
UAAAACUCCAGGUGCUCAGGGUGCACAGGUGCAAAUUUGGAAUUUCCACAAAGGUUGCGCAAAGUGCAAAAAAGUUGAAAAAUCAAUAGACAUGUCGGUGUGGAAUCGCAUUUUGGAUGCAUUAAUAGUGCUGGCUCACAUACUGAGCGACCGACUGCUGGAGCUUGUCCUGGGCUGGUUUCUGGGGCCGCACAAGCGUGUGUCAACGCCUCCGAGCGUUGAGCAACAGGUUAUACUGACCAAAAGCGCCGUCGAGCUGGCACAGCAGAUACGCGAACGUAAGCUCAAAAGUUACGACAUAGUGAAAGCCUACAUCGAUCGCAUUGAGGUGGUUAACCGGGACAUCAAUGCGGUAGUGGACGGGCCCUUUCAGCAGGAGGCCCUGGAGCUGGCCAAGAGCAUUGACACGAAGCUGCUCAACAAUGAGUACACCGCGGAGGAUUUGCGGAAGCAGCCCUUCCUGGGCGUGCCCUUCACCACAAAGGACAGCACAUCGGUGGCGGGCAAGCUGCACACCCUGGGCCUGGUGGCCAGGAGGACGGAGCGUUCCGCCGAGGAUGCCGAGUGCGUGAGACUCAUGAAGGAGAGCGGCGCCAUCAUCAUAGCCACGAGCAACGUACCCGAGGUGAACAAGUGGAUCGAGUCGAGGAACAUGCUGAUUGGCAACACCAACAAUCCGUACGAUCUGCGUCGCUCGGUGGGCGGCUCCUCCGGCGGUGAGGCCGCCCUGAUCGCCUCCUGCUGCACUGGCUUCGGCCUGGGCACGGAUAUUGGCGGCUCCAUACGCAUACCGGCCUUCAAUUGCGGCGUCUUCGGCCACAAGCCCAGCUCGGGAGCGGUCAACAUGGCUGGCUGCACCUUCCGCACGGGCAAGGAGAAGGACACGAUGGUCUGUGCCGGGCCCAUGUCACGUUCUGCCCAGGAUCUGCUGCCCAUUAUGCAGGUGCUGCUGGAACCAGAGCUAAAGUCUGUGCUGAAAUUGGACCAAAAGGUGGAUCUGAAGCGUCUGCGUUACUUCUACAUCGCCUCCAAUGGCAUGCCGCAGUGCAAUCCCAUCAAUAGCGAAACGGAACGCGUGAUGUACAAAGUCCGCAAGCAUUUCGAGAAUCUCAACGACGGGAAAGAUGUGCGUCAUGCUAAUCUACCAAAUACCAAACUGACCGGCAAGAUGUGGCGUUAUUGGAUGACCCAGGAGCCGGCCAACUUUAAUUUAUUGCUGGGCAACGGCGUCGAGCUAAAUCCCUUUGUGGAACUCUUCAAGAAGCUGCUGGGACAGAGUGAUUACAGCAUGGCUGCCAUUUACGGGCUAAUCGAUGGCGUUCUGCCCAAGGAGUCGGAGAAGCUGAUCCGCGAUGCCACCAAGAAGUGCAAGCAGGCCCUGCAGGAGCUCCUCGGCGACGAUGGCGUGCUCUUCUUCCACAGCUCGCCCCGAACAGCGCCGUUCCAUUACUAUCCUCUGGUCAAAUUUAAUGAUUUCGCUUAUUUCAGCUUGUUCAAUGUGCUGCGCCUGCCAGCCACUCAAGUGCCCAUGGGUCUGGAUGCGAAUGGUAUGCCGCUCGGCAUCCAGGUGGUGGCAAACAUCAAUAAUGACCGCCUUUGCCUGGCCGUGGCUGAGGAACUGGAGCGGGCCUUUGGUGGCUGGGUGCCGCCGUUCCCUCUCAAGAAUUGAAUUUAUUUUUGUUUUGUGAUUAUAUUGAUAUUGUAUACUCCUUUAGGUGAUUGGGUAAUGCUUGAGACUGUCGCGUGUGCAUUUUUUUGGAAGGAAUUUAAUUGAAUUGAAUAAAAUGUAUUAUUAUUAUCUCAA